Hordeum vulgare subsp. vulgare (domesticated barley) is the source of this 2526-nucleotide messenger RNA. Its product is annotated as probable aminotransferase ACS12. NCBI's taxonomy places the organism in Eukaryota, Viridiplantae, Streptophyta, Magnoliopsida, Poales, Poaceae. The record is from RefSeq and is a predicted model, not a curated record. Gene Ontology annotation, biological process: biosynthetic process; amino acid metabolic process. The transcript is spliced from 4 exons. The coding region runs from base 316 to 1971 and encodes 551 amino acids. Gene Ontology annotation, molecular function: transaminase activity; pyridoxal phosphate binding.
CGCCGUAACUUUUGCGGUUCGGCCGCAUCUGAGCCUCCGCCGAGACCCACGAGCUGUCCCUUGGCCCGGCCUCGCUGUGGCCAACGGAAUUACCGCCGCCGCCGUCUCGUCACAACCGGCAAGACGCCAAACCCGGCGCCCCCUCUCCUCCGCCACCCACCCCCACCCCACCCAGCUGGCCCCUCUCCCAAACCCCAGAAUCCCUCCCGCCCGCGCCAGCCCAACCCAAUCCCGCACGCAUAUGCGCGGCAGCAGGGCGACGAGGACGAGGACGACGGCGAGGGGGCGCCACCGCCGGCGCCGCGCGGGCCGUCCAUGAGCAGGAAGGGCGACCGCUCCGACAAGAAGCCGCCGCGCCCGAGAUCACCCCGCGGCGGGGACAGGGAGGCCGGCGGCCGGCGGGAGCGGAGGGCGGACGGGGGGAUGCGCAUCGUGGUGCCGCUGCAGGGGGUGGUGCAGGGCCGCGGGGGCCUCGUCCUCGGCUCCCUCAUCCCCUGCGCCCUCUUCUACUUCCUCCAGCUCUACAUCAAGCGCAACCGCCCGCCCCCAGGCUCCCCCACUUCGGCCUCCUCCUCCUCCGCCGCCGCGCCCCCCUCCGCGGGCCCGCUCUCCCCGAUCCACCGCUCCCUCUCGCGGGGCCUGCUCUCCCCGCGCGCGCUCCCGGCGCUCUCCAUCCGCGGCGCCGUCGUCCGCGCCGGGGACGAGGACUCCCUCUACUACGCCGGCCUCCGCCGCUGCGCCGACGACCCCUACCACCCCGCCUCCAACCCCGCCGGCGUCAUCCAGCUCGGCCUCGCCGAGAACCACCUCUCCCUGGAUUUGGUGAGGGAAUGGAUGGAGGAGCACGCGGGGCGGGCGAUGACGCCCGGCGGAGGCGACGAGGAGAGGGACCUCACCAUCAGCGGGCUCGCCACGUACCAGCCAUAUGACGGGAUACUUGCCUUGAAGAUGGCUCUUGCUGGAUUUAUGAGGCAAAUCAUGCAAGAGUCAGUAUCCUUUGAUCCAUCUCAAAUGGUGAUAACAUCUGGUGCGACGCCUGCAAUGGAAAUACUGAGCUUCUGUAUUGCUGAUCCAGGAAAUGCAUUUCUUGUUCCGUCACCAUACUACCCUGGAUGGGACAGGGACAUAAAAUGGCGAACUGGUAUUGAGUUGAUACCCGUUCCUUGCCGGAGCACCGACAACUUCAACAUCAGUAUCACUGCUCUAGAAAUAGCCUAUAACCAGGCAAAGAAGCGAGGAGUAAGGGUUCGUGGGGUUCUCAUAUCUAAUCCUUCCAACCCUACAGGAAGCUUUGUGCCCAAGCAAACACUGAGUGAUCUUCUGGACUUUGCUACAGAGAAGAACAUACACUUAAUUUCUGAUGAAGUGUUUGCCGGUUCAACAUUUGGAAGUGGUGAAUUUGUCAGCGUGGCAGAGGUUGUGAACGAGCUAGAAGACUUUGACAGAGGCAGGGUUCACAUAAUCUACGGACUCUCAAAAGACCUAUCUCUGGCAGGGUUUCGGGUUGGAGUCAUAUAUUCGUACAAUGAAAGCAUCGUGGAGGCAGCCGCUAAGAUUGCUAGAUUCUCAUCCGUGUCAACCCCGACCCAGCGCCUGCUUGUUGCCAUGCUUUCGGACCAGAAGUUUAUCUCGAAUUACCUGAAAGUUAACAGAGAGAGGCUGCGCAAGGCGUACAAUUUGCUCGUUGAUGCUUUGAAACAGGUGGGCGUCGAGUGCUUCAAGAGCAGCGGAGGAUUCUACUGCUGGGCGGACAUGAGCAAGUUCAUCCGGUCUUACAGCGAGAAAGGGGAACGCAGGCUUUGGGACAGGCUGUUGGAGGAGGCGAAGGUCAAUGUCACCCCAGGUUCAUCUUGCCAUUGCAUUGAGCCUGGAUGGUUUAGGUGCUGUUUCACAACGUUGAGGGAGCAGGAUAUUCCUGUGGUGGUGGAGAGGCUCAGGAGAGUCACAGAUGGCCACAAAUCAAACCGUUGAGAUGUCCAAAGUACUCUUUUUGGCCUGUAGGGUGUCGAAAAAUAACUGCUUCGCCAGGUGCUUCACAAGAGACGCAGAAGCACACAGGAAAAAAAAUGCCUUAACCUGAUCUGUUCCGAACUCCGAUCAGAGAAUUUCCAUCUUGGCAUCUACCAUCGGGGGAGUUUUGAAGCUGGCAGUUGGUGGAAGCAGUGGCGCAUGUCUUCGGUGGUGGAACGAAGAACAGGGAUCAUGUUCAUAUUGGUCAUGCCCCCUCCGUUCCUCCGCUCCUGUUGAAUCCAAGCGUGGUAGCUCUUUGGAAGGUUGUAAAUUGUUGAUCCUCGUCUGCUUCUCUCGUAGGUGUCGCAUGCGGUAAAUUGCCCGUCUCAUGAUAGUCCGAGUCAAAAAUCAGUGUGUUCAUUCACCUAUUCGCUCCUGUUACCCUUCUUCCUCUCUCUCCUGGCAAUUUUGUUCUUUGGUAACAUAAAUUAGAGUCGAUGAACUUGGUUUCUUCCGUUGCUGUCAUCAUCUGUAAAGUAUCCGGUUUGUGAAUUCAGGUUCAUUCUCUUUUGGCAA